This is a messenger RNA of Scylla paramamosain (green mud crab), 816 nucleotides long. RefSeq names its product tigger transposable element-derived protein 1-like. The record is from RefSeq and is a predicted model, not a curated record. The transcript has 4 exons. Gene Ontology annotation, cellular component: nucleus. Gene Ontology annotation, molecular function: DNA binding. NCBI's taxonomy places the organism in Eukaryota, Metazoa, Arthropoda, Malacostraca, Decapoda, Portunidae. Bases 1 to 816 code for a protein of 271 amino acids.
AUGCCACAUUUGAACUUUCCAAUCAACGACCCUAGUCGCAAGAGGAGAGCUUUGAGACUGGAGCAAAAGGGGAAAAUGUUGGAUCCCCUAGAACAGGGAAGAAAGAUUGUAGACAAUGCUUCCCAGUUUAAGGUGAAUAAAUUGACGAUCAGGACAAUCAGAAACAACAAACAAAAGGUGCGGGACAACCUGAAGGUGGCCAGUGCAGCAAGUGCCAAAAAGCAUGAAUUCUGCCACAGGAAGAUCCAUGAUGAAGAGUUGAGCUCUGAUACUGAUGCAGCCCAACAGUAUCCUGCCUGCUUGAAGGAGAUGAUGGAAAAUGGGGGCUAUACUAAGGACCAGGUGUUCAUUGUAGAUGAGACAGCAUUGUACUGGAAGUGGAUGCAGAAAAAGCCUAUAAGAACAUCUCUCCAGGCAAACAAGAAUGCAUCGAUGACUCCUACAGUGAUGUUGGAUUGGCAAGACAAUAUGUUCGUGCCAGAAAUCCUUGACUUUUGCAGGAAAAGAAUCAUGGAUUUUAAGUGCCUCCUGUUGCUAGAUAACGUCCCGGGACAUGUAAGCUUAUUGGUAGACUGCCACCCCAAUAUCAAGAUAGAGUUCCUGCCAUCCCACACCACCAGCCUCAUCCAGCUGAUAGCAGCUGUUAAGGCCAACUACUACAGGAGGACAUUCCUGUCACUGCACAAAGCAACAGACAUCUCUACAGAGCAGUUUGUCAAUAUGGCUGAUGAUGAAGCUCUGGCUGUGGCAGAUCUGGUGCACCAUCUGAGGGAACCUUACCAAGCCACAUGGAGGCCUGGGGAAGGAUUUCACUGA